This is a messenger RNA of Symsagittifera roscoffensis, 1048 nucleotides long. RefSeq names its product sulfotransferase 1A1-like. Gene Ontology annotation, cellular component: cytoplasm. Lineage: Eukaryota; Metazoa; Xenacoelomorpha; Acoela; Convolutidae. Gene Ontology annotation, biological process: sulfation. The transcript is spliced from 2 exons. Gene Ontology annotation, molecular function: sulfotransferase activity. The record is from RefSeq and is a predicted model, not a curated record. The coding region runs from base 100 to 972 and encodes 290 amino acids.
UUUACUCCUGCAUAACUCUUCAUCAGUUUCGUAAUAUAAUUAAAUUCAGCACAGCUGAGCACAAUUAAGUUCUUGGGUUUAAACUUGUUCAAUUUCAAGAUGCAAUCAAAAUUCAAAACUCCCGAUCCUUUUACGUUAGAAGGCGUCAACUUUGAAGGCCCAUCAACGAUUCAGUCAGUUCUCGCAACUCGAGAUUUCCAGGGAAAUCCUUCCGACAUCCACUUAUCAACUUACCCUAGAUCUGGGACGACUUGGACUUCAAAAAUUCUAAUAGGAAUGGUAUAUGGAGCCGAUUUUCUGCAGAAUGAUUUUGUUUUUGCUGAAGUUUUUCCUUAUUUGGAGUUUGAUUUGAACGGAAUAACUGGGCUGAAAAACGCAGAAAAAGUAACAAAAAGUCCAAGAAUGUUCAAAAGUCAUCUUCCGUUGCAUUUAGCAAACCGUGAAAUUUUUUCAAUGAGUAAAAAAAGCAUAAUAUUGGUUCGAAAUCCGAAAGACGUGGCACUGAGUUUCUUCGAGUUCUACCGGAAAAGUUUUCUCCUAAAACGUUACUUGAAGUCGCCAGAUAUUUCGGAUUUUCUGGACUCGUUUUUGGAAGGAAAAGUAAACUAUGGAAGCUGGUGGAACUGGACUUGCAACUGGAUUCAGCAUUGCAGAUCUCACCGAGAUACCAACUUGAUUAUACACUACGAAGACCUACAAACCAACUUCGAAGAAACAGUUCGUUCUUUGAACAGUUUCUUGCAACUCCCUCAAAUGUCAGAUUCCAUGAUUGACAGCUUGAAAGAACUGACGUCAUUCAGUAAAAUGAAGGAGAAAACCGAUAUAAAUAAGAAUACUAGAGAUAUGAGCGAAGUCAAUAUUGGAGAAACUCGAAGAUGGGCAUCUUUUUUCCCUGAUGGCUAUGCUGAGAAGUUUGACGAAAAAACUAUCAAAGCUUUUGAAGGAGAUCAAAUAAUUGAGAAGUUUAUUUGAAUUCAGUUUGGAGUUAAAGGUAUUUUAAAACUCGGAUUGUAACACGUUAGUUUUGUGUUCUAUUAUCCUGGGCGUU